GAUAAUCGUCCAGUAGGGAAAAACGGGCAAAACGUCGAUACGCUCACAGCCUCCCUUUACGGCGACUAUUCCAGUCUACUGAAUCUGUUCGUUGCAAAAUAUUGUCAUCCUCGAGGAAUUUUUGCAGCAGACUCACGAAGCUAAUUCAAAAUGGGUAACGAAAGCUCGCUACCGAUGGAACUUUGUUCAAACUUUGAUGCUGACGAAAUUAGAAGACUUGGGAAAAGAUUUCGAAAGUUAGAUCUGGAUAACAGCGGAGCCCUUAGUAUUGACGAAUUUAUGUCUUUACCUGAAUUACAACAGAAUCCACUGGUACAACGUGUCAUUGACAUAUUUGACGCUGACGGCAAUGGAGAAGUAGAUUUUAAGGAGUUCAUUCACGGAGUAUCUCAAUUCAGUGUUAAGGGUGAUAAAGAGAGUAAACUGCGAUUUGCAUUUAGAAUUUAUGAUAUGGAUAACGAUGGUUACAUAAGCAACGGGGAGUUGUUCCAAGUGCUGAAAAUGAUGGUAGGCAAUAACUUGAAAGAUACGCAACUGCAGCAGAUUGUCGACAAAACAAUAUUGUUUGCCGAUAAAGAUGAAGAUGGUAGAAUUAGCUUUGAAGAAUUUUGUUCUGUUGUUGGUAAUACAGAUAUUCAUAAGAAAAUGGUAGUUGAUGUCUAAGUGAUCCAAGUUUGUGAAAAACUCUUGAUUUACAAAACAUGGUACGUUAAUUGAGAUCUAUAAAUUAAUAAUCUAUUAAUAACAGAUUUAUGGGAUAGUUCUAUAACGACGAUCUGUUUAGAAUGAACUCACGCAAUUAUUGUUCUUAAGCCUUUGUCAUUACAAGUCUAUGAAAGCAGAAUGUUUACAUAUGGUAUGCUAGUCCAGUGUACGGCGCACAUACAUUAAACGAACCGAUGAUACCGAUCGUUUUGCUACUGUGCGUGUAAAAAGCGUUACGGAACGAAUCAAACCAUCUUGUGUGUUCCUUCAAGAAUAAAGAUCAACGAGGAUCUUGAAUGAUCACAACGUUUGACUGGCAUCUUAAGUUUAAUAUACUAUAUACAGUUUCCAAAAUUUUCUUCGACGACUCGUAGGAAAGUUAGUGUCUUUGUGCGUCUAUCCAAACAAAUGUUUAGACAUGGACGCGCUCUUGAUUUACUUCUUCCACCUUAACAAAUCUCAGUGGGAAAGCACGAAAGUAAAAUCAAAUCUCGCAUUAUCGAUACAACCAUGCCAUAAUUUAUCAUGUUUCUUUCAUUGUUCAGAAAUUGUUAAUGUUGUCCUUAAUAACAUUGAUAACGUUAAAAAGAAAAUAUAUCAUCCAACAGCCCGAACGUCUCUCUCUUUCUCAAGGCUGUUAUUGUCUCAAACCAUUAAUAUUUUAGAAAACCUACAAAGUUAGAUAAUUCAAUUUUUCAUAUAUGUAUUAUAUAUAUAUGUUUACAAUAAACAAUUACAAAUAGUGCAAUCAGAAGAGAUGCUGGAGUACAUUUUACGGGAAUUAAAGAGUAUUAUUUAUUGAGCUGCAGAUCUGCUUAUGUGUGUGUGUGUGUGUGUGCUUAGCCUUUGCGUAUAUAAAACUUCUCUGUAUAAGCUACGUACUGACACACAUGGGAUGUUUGUAAUUUUCGAAAAAGUGUACCGUCUAUUUAUUUAGAUAUUUAUUUAUUAUACGACUAUUAAAGUAAUAAUUUAUCAUUACAAAACACUAAGAGAUAUUUAUGGAACAGAUAUGUUUAUUUUAUCAUUGUUAAUUGUUUCUAUGUAUAUAUACUUACAUGUUACAUGAUCUGAUCAUAUGUCUAAAAAGAUUAAAGUUUAAAAUUG
Molecule: messenger RNA, 1812 nt
Organism: Ooceraea biroi (clonal raider ant)
Lineage: Eukaryota; Metazoa; Arthropoda; Insecta; Hymenoptera; Formicidae
Product: calcineurin subunit B type 2
Molecular function (GO): calcium ion binding
Source: RefSeq, a predicted model, not a curated record